CCUCCAAGGUCAGCAGUCAUCUCUUCUUGGCCUGGGGGUCUUCUAGAGGGUUGGACCUCCUCGCCACCAUGAAAGGGUUGGGGACCAAUCGUAACAGACACCUGUCUGACUCCUGCGAGCCUUCCCCGGGCCAUGCAGAGGCCCUCUACUCUCAGAAGACCAGCACUCUCCCACGCAGCCCUUACCUGCUGAGUCCCACAAUGGACCACUAUGGCACCAUGGACCCUCACCUCUAUCCUUCAUCCAACCCAGGCUCCCUUCCACCAGAGUGCAUGCUGCCCCUCAACAACCAGCUGUCCAACAGCAGCACCUUCCCCAGGAUUAACUACAACUCCUAUGACCAGUCUGACUUCUCCCCACCUGGAGACAGCAUCGGCGGGAUAAGCACAGGGACCAUGGGCACGUCUGUGUCCAUGGGCAUGGGAACGGGUAUGGGCAUGGCAGGACUGAGUGCACGAACACCUAUGAUUACAAGCGGCUCAGCAACUAUAUCACAUCAUAUGACCAAGAACCAGGCACCAUCCAGUCUGCUGGAGUUUGAUAAGCAGCUACCUGGAGGCCGUGACGGAUUCAGCACGUUGCAGUUUCAUCGAACGUCCGCUGCUGUUGCCGCCAAGCAACGCACAGACAGUCCUGGACGCAUCCGAUACAUGCUGCACUCGGUGCAAAAGCUCUUUGCUAAGUCCCAGUCACUGGAGAGCCACAACAUGAAAGGUGUCAAUGGACGCUCCACUGGCAGUGGCGGAGGCUCGUCUAGCACUGAAGACGGAGGGAAGCAGAAUCGUAGAUCCAAAAGUAAAGAUCGGGGUACAAAAUCAGAGGCGACUGCAAAGCGACGGCCACGUUCCAACAUGUCAGGUUAUUGGAGCUCAGACGAUUUGGACAGCAGCGAUCUGAGCAGCUACCACAACACCAUGGCCAUGAUGACUCUGGGGCGUCCAACUGGCCAUGACAGCCAGGGGGGGCAGAGCAGAUACAUCCACAGUGGCUACAACACUAUCAGCUCCUCCAAAAGCAGCCAUGACAUGAAGUAUCAGACACUAGGGCCUGGGAGUGGAGGUGGUGGAUUAGGUGGAGCGGGAAGAAUGGUAGUUAAUGAUAGUGAGUAUAUGAAAGGAGGGUCCUGGUCCACACUGACCAUGGGCCAGCCGAGACAGGUGAUCCAGAAGGGCUCAGCUACUCUGGACAGGUCCAUGCUCAAGUCUAAAUCCUGCCAACCUGAACUAACCUGCAACUACCUGCAAGUUGGACGAAGGGGUGAUUGGAGUAGCACAUUAGGCCGCAGCGGGGGUGCCAAUGAAAUCCCAUGUCGGCGGAUGCGCAGUGGUAGCUACGUGAAGGCCAUGGGAGACAUGGAAGACAGUGACGACUCAGAGGGAAGCCCCAAACCCUCGCCAAAAACUGCCGCUCGUCGCCAGAGCUACCUCAGGGCUACGCAGCAGUCUCUGAGCGACCAGCUACCCCCUCGCAACAGAACCCUGGAUUACACCUUGUUGCAGGGGGAGCUGGAUGCCCUGUGGUCUCCGCUCCACAGUGUGUCCUCUCUGCACCAGCUGGGCAGGUCAAUGAGCAGCUGUCUUCCAUCUCUCAGAGAGCUCUCCAAUAAUCGCAGCCUGGACAACCUAGACUGCAUUGGGGGUACAGUCUCGUCCUUGCCACACUGGGAUGAUGAUGACUUCAGCCAGGCCUGCAGCACCUUGGGCAGACGUAGCUGCCUGGCACAGCUACGGGACCUGGAAAUGAGUCAUCAUUAUGAAGACCGCAGCUCCGAGUCCACAUACAGAGAUUCCCGUUCCCACUCUCAGGACAACCCAGAGCCUCCAGACUUGCCCAUGCCAACAUGCUUCCGAUCCCGCAGCCACAGCUACCUGAGAGCCAUCCAGGCUGGCUGUUCCCAAGAUGACGACACAGCAUCCAUAGACUCAGGCUGCUCACCACCUCCGAUUGACACCACUGUUCGCACCUACAGCACCAGCACUGUCUCCACAUGCAUAACCACCUGUAAGAAGGCUGCGCCUCCGCCAGUGCCACCCCGCACAACCUCGAAGCCCUACAUCUCUGUGACAGUGCAGAGUAGUACAGAGUCGGCCCAGGACAAUUACCUGGACCAGCAGGACCGGAGGUCGGAGGUCAACAGCCAGUCAAGCCACGCUCACAGCAACUCCUCCGACAGCCUUGACAGCACCCGUGCCAACAGCCUGGCCCGGGGUAUCCCCCGCCCUUCACACAUCAUCCCCACUCCCAUCGCCACCACGAGAGAUCCAAUCGCCCCCACCACCACUAAUGCUUCCACCGAGACAAGUGAUGCAGUAGUCCAGCAUGAAUCACUGAGAUCAGGAUUAAACAAAGGGAAUCUAGUGGCAGAGGAGCCCCUCGUGGCACCAGUGCCCAGGCGGAAACUGUCCUCCAUUGGCAUACAGGUUGACUGCAUUCAGGAAGUUCAGCGAGAGGAGACCCCACCAUUGGCCAAAUUUCAGUCAAUCGGAGUACAGGUGGAGGACGGGUGGCAGCUCAGUCGCUCCAGUAGCAUGGCCUCAAAACAAGAAACGGACUCAGACACACAGGACAUCCCUGUCAUCACCCAUAUCAAUAACGCCAGACACUCUGAGAAAAAAGUCAUGGUCAAUAGUGCCAGCCAAUCCACAAGCUCCCCUCCCGGACAGGACUAUUUAGACAACGGAGACACUACCGGUGACACCUCUUCACCCCCACCGCCCAGGCAGAUCCUCAACCGCUCAACCACACGAAGUAGCUCUUCCUCCUUCUCAGAAAGUCUGGACCCAGCACUGGACCCCUCAUCCCUACCGCCUCCAGACCCUUGGCUGGAGAGCGGGAACGGGAGCAACAGCAACGUUCCCCAGAGCGGAGGAGGGGGGACGCUGUGUCGGAGAGACGGCCACUGGUUUCUGAAGCUGCUGCAGGCCGAGACGGGACGCAUGGAAGGCUGGUGCCAGCAGAUGGAGCAGGAGACCAAAGACAACCAGCUCUCAGAGGAGGUGCUGGGGAAGGUUCGCAGUGCAGUAGGAUGUGCCCAGCUCCUUAUGUCCCAGAAGUUUCAGCAGUUCCGGGGACUGUGUGAACAAAACUUGAAUGUGAAUGCCAACCCGCGGCCCACCGCCCAGGACCUGGCAGGUUUCUGGGACCUGCUGCAGCUCUCCAUCGAGGACAUCAGCCUCAAGUUCGAUGAGCUCUACCACCUCAAGUCCAAUGACUGGCAGCCCAUGCCGUCUGCGGCUGCCCAGUCGCCCCCUGAGCGGAAGGACGAGGAGAAGGAGACCACUCCAGCGUCAAAGAAGCCCGGUAAGGGACGACCAUCGCUGGGCCGCGAGAAGAGCGCAGACUCCUCAUCCACCUCUUCUUCGGCUUCAGCAGAGAAGCAGAGACAUGAGGCUCGCAAGCGUCUACUGGCUGCUAAAAAGGCCGCCUCGUUUCGCCAGAACUCCGCCACAGAGAGCGCGGACAGCAUCGAAAUCUAUGUCCCCGAGGCCCAGACUCGUCUCUGAGAGAGACAGUGAGAGGGAAGGAAAUAGGGGUCGGAUCAAAGGACAGAUAAGUAUCACUGAAAUACCUGGAAAAAGGAGAGGAAAACUUUUGCAAUGCAAAUGAGCUACUCUGAGUACAGCUGGAUGGAGGUGGGGGGAGGAGAGAUGAAAUUCUCAGAGAUAGGGGUGGGUGUGGAUUUGGGCAUUUUUGACACACACAUACAGUUAUAGGCUGGUCCUGGUGGCAUCAAACACUUAUUUAACACAACAGAAGCAGAGAAAUGGAACUUUGGUGGACUUGACAGACUUUGAAGCAGGAGACUCCUCACUUGAGGCUGCCAUUGAAAACCUCAGCUGAUGAACUUUGUCCUUUCUUGUUACUACUCUUGAUAUCAUAAAAUUGUUAAUGAAGGUAUUGUUAUUAUGACGAUUAUAUCCUAAAGAAUCUAUAUGAAGACUGUUUUAAACGUUCCUCUAUCUUGGCUAUAAGAUCUAUUAAGUGGACAGAAGGCAAACUCUCUCUUCUGUCUCCCAUCGUCCUCCUCUCUUCCCAGAUCAUUGGCCAUCUUGUAGCUUUGCACAACACCGCCUUGUGGCCAUCACACACUCACACACAUAACACUGCGCACACUACAUCCACUGCACUCACACACCACAAACUCACACCUAUGUAUGUCUUCCUUGUAUUUAUUUGUUUACUUUACUCAUCCUUUGUUUUGUAUAAAAAUCCAUUUAGAUCUGGUUAUUCUGAAUAUUUUUGGUAUGCUGAAACUUGAGAGUCAGAUUUGAAGGGGUGUUUAUAUAGUUCCUAACAAUUAACUCUUGUGUGUGUCCUUCAAAAUGUUCUUGUGUCAAAGAUUUUAAACACUGGUGAGAAUCUGUAAAGUUUAGUUUCUUAAUGAUUUUUAAUGAAAGCACAUCCCGAUACCGAUGACGACCGAGCAUGAGGAUCUCUAUUUCAGUCAGAAUGUCAGCGGCCACUAUUACUCACUAUUGUUUUCUUUGUAAGGAAAAUGUCUUCAACUUUAAAAAAGAAAUCUCUUCUGCUUCUCUCUGUCCCAUUAACGUUGGUUGGUUUUCAUGUUUGUGCUGUAAACGCAGACGCGUCAAUAUUUCAGUCAAGGUAUUUUUUUGUCCCAUCUGUUUGUUUAAUGCUUCUUUAAGUGCUUUUAUUAACCUCACUUAGCACUCAACUCGCACAUCUCAAAUGAAUCUAGGGCUUUUACUGAAGUAAUGCAGCAGAGGUAUUUUUGGUGGGGACACACGUUAGGACACGUGUCUUGCUGUUAUUUUUUUAUACUAUGUUUCCAAAAGCAUUCAUGAUUUAUUUUGCCUCCCAUCACUCAACAAAAAUCAAUCUUAGUUCUUUGUUACCAUUUUUGUUUCCCCUCAUUGAACAUCAUCCAAAGUACCUGCACUUUUUUAUUCAAAGAAAAAAUAUUUAAUUAAAGCAUUGCAUACAUUAGUCUUUGUGUUUUCAUCAUUUAUUAAAUGCUGCUUGCUUUUUUUCUUUAAGGAAGACUGCAUAAGCCAAAGAUGAAUUCACCGUCUCUAAUUCAUCUGACGUAUUUAAAUGUCAGCAGCAGGGAGCUCGACAGUAACAGUGCUUACUGUAAAAAUAGAGUGGAGUGUAGCCACAGCACAUGUAUUACAGGGUUGUUAUUUUCAUAUGCACAUGCCCGCAAACUUUCAUUUCUGACCUCUAGAGGGCAACAGUGGUUAAUUUUCAAUCCAAGAUGCAGUACAGUGUAGUAUGCAUACAAUGAAAAGGCAUUCUCUCUAUAAGACAACAUGCAGCCCUGCCCUUUUUUGCAUUACGGGGACACAUUGUGUGGAUUACACAUAUUUACAGACUCCUCUGUCUCAUUUGAAGCCAGUUCCCAAAACAAAGAGGCCUCUUGGGUUUGUGAGUCAGGAUUUCUCUCAGAAAGUACACAUCCAACCAUAAAGUCAAUCCCGACAUGCCUUACAUUCAACCGCAGUUGUUUGCCUGUCUUCCACUCACAUUUGGUUUCUUCCCCCAAAUGGUAAGCAAACCUAACUUCCCCUCCCUAAUUAGUUAUGUUAAACCAUUGAGACUGCAUCGCUUCGGCUGCUGCAAUGCCUCUUCCUCACCCACUGUGACCCAAAAAUGCAGCCUGAGGCUUUGAAUUGGAAAAGCCCGAUGACCACUAUUCUCUCUCUAUCUCGGCAAGAGCUUUCUCCUGAUGGCGGGUCUUUGUUUGUCUGUUGUGUUUGCCGGCUGGGGGUGACACUCAGCAAGGAAAAUGGCUCAGGGGUGUCAAUAGUCUGUUCCCUGGUUGCUGUCAAUGCCCCCCUCCAUUUUAGUGGGGUGGAUAGCAUCGUUAGCACCUGAAGGCCUUUUAUGUGACUUGAACGCCGUCGUUGGCUUGAUUUGAUUUUUGACUGCCAGGAAAAAGUUGUGUGUCUGACAAGUUGUUUUUCUGAAGUGAGCUAGUGAUGUCUCGGUGUUCAGACAGAUUGUGAUUAACACAUUGUGAAUGAUUUAUGUCAUGGAUAUUAUUAGAAUAUUCAAUCUUAAUAAGUCUCAAGGAUAAUUUUUGUGUCAACAACGUAGGUUGAAGGCAAUAUAUUGCACCAACUAGAUUUAAAUCUUUCCCAUAUGCAACUAUUGCCAGAAUAUUUUUAACAUUUAAAACAAUUUCAUAACGUAUCAUUUUCCUUUUUUUCCCCAUUUGCCACAUUUUCAGGCCCCAACCCUGCUGUCACCAUUCCUCACACAAAACCGCAGGCCUGCCUCACUUGAACGCAGAUCAAAUACAAUGUGGCAUCUCGCAUACGCUGAGGGAAGGAGGGCAGGAACACAGAGAAAGUUGCUCUAUGAUCUCACCAACACAAACUGAAAAAGUGAUGUUUUUCCAGCCCGCUAAAACUUGGAUGAGUAAAAUGCCAAGAUAUGUCAGUGACAGACUUAAAGAGAGAAAAGAGAGCUCACCUCAUACAUUUAAACAAGGCUUCCCUCCAAUACACACAGAUAUCACUGGGACACACCUAGGUCUAUUUCCUGGGUAGAGUUAUCCAUGAUCCAAACAGCUGCACUGUGGGGGGUUUUGUUGCUGUAAAGCCAUUGAUUUGAGGGUGAUAAUGGUCCCCCAUAUAGGUUUGAUGGAUCUGGCCUUUUAAAGUCAAAACUGUCAUAGUAUCAGCAUUUGCUUAAGCAGCGGUCUGUUUUGGUAAAGCUUCACUUUGAGAAGUAAAGUGGAUUCUCAAUGCUUGUACUGUGCCUCCUUCAAUCACAACAGUGCAGUUGGUAGAAUAUUAUCAUCCAUGAAUGCAAGGAAAAAAGUUUAAAUGUUAAGCAAGAGGAAAUACAAUUAAUUAUUUACAGGGUGGCUAUGAUCCAAAUUGUACCAUAUCUUCUUUGAUAUCUAUGUACCUUUUUACUUUUUACCUCUAAAAAAGGAUUGACAUCACACAUUAUAUAAAGUGUAGCUACCCUUUCAGAUUGUUUUAUGCAUUUCUCUGCAUUCCAGGGCUGAGAAAAAAAGUAUGAUCAGUAGAGGCUACAAGAGAAUAUACUACAUGGAAGCACAUAUAUGCCAGUGUGAUGAAAAAAAGACCCCAUAAGUCUUCAUAAUUAGAAACUUUCUCAGAAUAAUGACCUAAUAUCUCGAAACAAUGAGAAACUCUGGGUUCAUCUGGGUUAGUAUCUCAAAAUAAUGAAAAACUCUCAAAAUGAGUUACUUAUCCUAAAAAAGACUUCAUUUCUCUCUUUAAGAAAAAGCUAAUUUUCUCAAAAUAAUGACUAUAUAACCAGAAACUCAAAAUCAAGAAUUAGUACCUCAAAACAAUGGGAAACUUUCUCAAAAUAAUGACUUAGUGACUCAAAAUAACUAGAAACUUUCACAAAAUAAUGACUUAGUAUCUCAAAAUAACUAGAAUCUAUCACAAAAUAAUGACUGUGACUCAAAAUAACUAGAAAUUUUCACAAAAUAAUGACAUAGUAUCUCAAAAUAACUAGAAUCUAUCACAAAAUAAUGACUUUGUGACUCAAAAUAA
This is a messenger RNA of Epinephelus moara (kelp grouper), 7502 nucleotides long. RefSeq names its product discs, large (Drosophila) homolog-associated protein 4b (gene dlgap4b). Gene Ontology annotation, molecular function: molecular adaptor activity. Gene Ontology annotation, biological process: signaling. Gene Ontology annotation, cellular component: glutamatergic synapse; postsynaptic specialization. The record is from RefSeq and is a predicted model, not a curated record. Lineage: Eukaryota; Metazoa; Chordata; Actinopteri; Perciformes; Serranidae. The transcript is spliced from 11 exons. The coding region runs from base 69 to 3503 and encodes 1144 amino acids.